Molecule: messenger RNA, 757 nt
Organism: Drosophila grimshawi
Lineage: Eukaryota; Metazoa; Arthropoda; Insecta; Diptera; Drosophilidae
Gene: mRpL21
Product: 39S ribosomal protein L21, mitochondrial
Exons: 2
Coding region: 99-698 (199 amino acids)
Biological process (GO): translation
Cellular component (GO): ribosome; mitochondrial large ribosomal subunit
Molecular function (GO): RNA binding; structural constituent of ribosome
Source: RefSeq, a predicted model, not a curated record
GAUAUGAUUACAAGUUAUCGUUAGAGUUAUCGAAGGCACACCGCACACUUUUGGUUUCUUAUUUGUGAAAGAUUACCAUUACAAAUAACUAAAACAAUAUGUCUCUGCUGGCGCAGAGUAUGCGUCAAGUGCUCCGUCACACAACGCAACGUGCAACGUUAAAUGGUGCAAUGCGUGCGUUGAGCAUAAAUCAAAAAUUGCAGCAGCAAAACAAACCCGCCACAAUUGAUGUGGCUGCCAUUGCCAAGGAGCAUCAGCAGGAGUGUCAAACGGUGUGCGAGAGAAUUAACCAACAAGUGGCCAAAUCGGAGCAGGGUCGUCUAUUUGCCGUUGUCCAUUUGUGCGGCAAGCAGUUCAAAGUUACACCCGGCGACAUAAUCCUAGUCGAGGGCUAUUGGCCCCCAACGACUGGCGACGAAAUUAGCCUGGACAAAGUUCUGCUAGCGGGUGCACGGGACUUCACCCUGAUUGGCCGCCCCAUGCUGGAUGCAGGCCUAGUUAUGGUGAAGGCCACGAUUAUCGAGAAGACUUUGACGCACACAAAGACACACUUCAAGAAGAAGCGCAGGAAACAAUAUAUGCGCAUCAAUUUCCAGCGCUCCCCAAACACAAUGAUCCGCAUCAAUUCCAUUGAGCUCACACGACCAUUGGAUGGCAUGGCGGAGGCAGAAGCAGAGCACUCGAUACGAUUGUUCUAGAGUUAUUGGCCUUAUAAAUCUUAUUAAUUUAAAAUACAUGUGUUUAAUUAUGCAUAAAA